Chenopodium quinoa (quinoa) is the source of this 3304-nucleotide messenger RNA. RefSeq names its product ankyrin repeat-containing protein NPR4-like. Lineage: Eukaryota; Viridiplantae; Streptophyta; Magnoliopsida; Caryophyllales; Amaranthaceae. Bases 1127 to 2923 code for a protein of 598 amino acids. The record is from RefSeq and is a predicted model, not a curated record. The transcript is spliced from 5 exons. Gene Ontology annotation, molecular function: protein binding.
UAUAUAGGGGUGGUUAUUGGGCGGGUCAUUGCGGGUCAUAAGCGGGGCAAGUUGAUUGCGGGUCAUGAUGAUUAUUUAGUGGGUGAGGGUCGGGUUAGGGUCAAUAAAGGUCAUGGUCGGGUUAGGGUUGGGGUAUAAGUGAAGUGGGCCAUUAACGGGCCUUUACCCACAUACUUCCAUUUAGCUGCUAAUAUGAACAUGAACAAAAAAUAGCAAUGCAUAUUCACAUCAAAAACCCAGAAAAUAUAAAAUAUAAAUAUUACUUAAAAAACAAAAAUAAAACCCCAAAAUUCCUGAUUCAUCUUUUCAAUUUGGUUUAAUUAAAAUAAAAAAUUGUGAUUGUGAAUUGGAAUUUUAAUGCACUGUAUAUAAGGUACCAACCACCUCUAGCACCACCAAACCAACGCCAUGAAUAAGAUAACUCAUACAAUUUCUCUUCAUUUUCUCUCUCCUAGGGUUUCCACUUCUUCUCUUCUCCAUCAAUGGCGUCCAAGCCAUGGCUGCAACCUACUACUACGUACAAUCCAUAAGAAUCGUUUUGGGAUUCCGACGAAGAUGCGCUUGAUCCUCGUUGUGGUCAUACCCUUACCACCGUCGCAGCUACUAAAUUUGGAUGCUCGAAAGCUCGAAAAUGCUGAUUAGAUUACUCUUAGGAACGAAUCAAAUAUGCAAGAAUUUGUAAAUCAAUUGAACAAUUUUAGGGUUUUUAUUUUUUCUUCAGAGCAUCGAAAAGAGGGGAUGAACGAAAUUGGAUAUAUUUUUUUUUUAUUAAUUCGUUUUAAUUUUUAAAAAAAAUUGGGUUUAUUCUUUCUAACAAUUUGGCCCAUUAAAUUAGCCCUUAAUUUUUUGUUUGAUAUUAAUGGGUUGUCAAUUAAAGCCUUUUUUAAGUACCUCUAACAAGUUUUAUUUUUAUAUUAAUCAAUCUAGUUUAAUUAUGCAAUUACAAAUCUGAAAUGUGCUGUCAUUAGCUAUGACCUAUUUAAUAACGCAUGCCACAAUUAUAAAGAGUCAACAACAGCAUUUGUGCUAGUUGUUUCAGUUUGUCUUGAAAAACAGCUCAAAAUACUGUACUCUACUCUCUUUCACUACUCAGCUAGAGUCAUAGAGAUAUCAACAUAACCGAUUCAUGGGAGCUUGGUCAUCAAGAUCACGGCCCGAAGUCGUACGUGGCCAGGAGAGUGACAAUGGUAGCGCUAGAUUCUUGUGUCGGCGUGCAAGAGGGCGAGUGGAGAGCAAGUUGAAGGACCUAGGAUGUUACCUGCCAUUGUACAAAGCUGUAAUUAAAGGUGACUGGAAUGAAGUCAGGAAAUUCUUGGAUGAAGACCCGGAAGCGUUGAUGGCUAAGAUCACCAUAGAAUCCGAAACAGCACUUCACAUUGCAGUAGGCACGGGAAAACAUCUUGAGUUUGUGGAGAAAUUGAUAAGGAGGAUGUCCCCUGAAGAUUUGGCACUCACUGAUCAAAAUGGAGAUACUCCUCUUUCAGUAGCUGCAGCGGUUGGCAAUGAUCAAGCAGCUAAAUUAUUAGUCAGUAAAAAUCCAGAGUUGCCUAAUAUUUCUGGAAAAUCAGGCUUGCCUCUUCAUAGGGCAGCGCAGUAUGGCCAUGAGAAAAUGAUUUCGUAUUUGUUGGAAGUUACAAGAAAUGAUAUGGAGUCUUGUCCUUAUGCUGGCGAAUCUGGCGGCAAACUCCUAAUUAAUAUUAUUACUGCCGAAUUUUUUGACAUUGCUCUCGGUUUGGUUGAGAAGUACCCGGAGAUGGCCACAGCUGAAGUGCAUGGUAUGGGUUCCCCCCUGUCUGUGCUAGCCAGGAAGUCUAAUGUUUUUCCUAGUGGUGCCGAUUCUUGGUGGAAAAUAUUUAUACGUUAUCACGUUAAAAUCCUUAAAUUUAUUAAACAACUCCGACGUAGAGAUAAGAUGCAACAUGACGCCCUCGAGCUUGUCAAAAGCUUAUGCUCGGAGAUAUUAGAGUUGGAUGAUGCCAAAGCUUUCUCUUUACUCCAACAACCACUUUUGAUAGCCGCUAGGUUAGGCACUCAUGAGAUUAUUGAAGAGAUUGUUGAUGUAUUUCCCUCAGCAAUAUGGGCUUCAGAUGAGGAGAACCAUAACAUGUUUCAAUUAGCUGUCUUACAUCGCCGGGAAAAUGUUUUCAAUCUCAUAUAUCAAAUGAGCGAGUACAAGAAUCUAAUUACAAGACAUAUAGAUAACCCAGAUAAUAAUAAUAUAUUACAUUUGGCCGGGAAGUUACCAUCCUUGGACCGGCUUAAUCGUGACUCCGGUGCAGCCUUACAAGUUCAACGGGAGUUAAAAUGGUUUAAGGAAGUGAAGAAAUAUGUGCAGCCUGGACAAAAAGAGGCAAUGAAUAAAGAUGGAAAAACCCCAUGGAUGGUUUUUGGGGAGUCACACGAAAAAUUAAUGAAAGACGGGGAAAAAUGGAUGAAGGCUACAGCGCAAUCAUGUACAGUUGCCGCGACACUGAUUGCAACAGUAGCGUUCAAUGCAGGACUAAAAGUUCCUGGAGGUGAUAGCAAUGAUGGUCUUUCCCAAUUUUUUAAUCAUACUGCCUUUGGUGUAUUUGCUGUAGCAGAUGCAAUCUCUCUUUUCUCCUCAGUUAGUACCAUCCUUGUGUUUUUAUUAAUCCUAACAUCACGUUACUCGGAAGAAGACUUCAGAUUGAUACUGCCAGCGGGAUUAUUCGUUGGAAUGACCAUGCUUUUCAUUUCCAUAAUAAGCAUGAUGGUAGCCUUUGGCUCAGCUAUCUACCUUGUGUUCGGUCCUCAUAGGGCUAAGGUUGUGAUUCCGGUGGGUUCGGCUCUUGUUCUGCCUUUCACCUUGUAUGUGCUAUUGCGCCCUCUAUAUCAUAUGAUUAAGUACAAAACUAUUGGUCCUAGCAUUUUUGGCAAGCAAAGUGACCGUGAACUUCACUAAGUAGUUAUUCUUUUUUUUUAAGCACCUGCUUCCUACAAACCAAAAUGUUUAAGUUUAUUACAUGGGGAAUGUUGGGGUGUGUAUCCCACAUUGAAGAAAUUAGAUAGUUGUACUUAUACGCUAAGCUAAGUGUCAUAUGAAGUACAAUUUUGGGUGGAACCACCUCGAACUAAUAAAGUGGAUACUCAUGACAGGUGCGGCCCAUGCUCAUUUAGGACGCUUGGAUCAAGUGUACUUCUAAUCUAAGUUUCAAAUUCAGCUUCUUUAAUUUGAAGGAAAAUAAUUUCCAGAGGUUUUUUUUUACAAGUUUCCAGAGGUUAAAAUUAAAUAAAAUCAUUUGAUAUAGAGGGCGCAAUAAUACAUAAAGGUAUGAUUGUUAUA